UACCGGCAAAGAUGGCUGCGCACAUGAGAUUUCAUCACUUCAAAAUCUUUGCGGAAAAUGGAUGGAAGUUCACUCAGAAAAUGGUCAAUAAUUUGCAGUUUCAAUUAUUUGCAUUCAAGAAAGUAAAUGAUUUUAACCAUUGGGUUAUAAGAAAUGGCACAGCUAUUUUUGUUGUUACAGAACAUCCUAGGCCUAGCCAGGUUCAAGGGGCAGGCGGUGACGGGCUGCCCUGCCUUUUUAGUACUGGCCCCUCAUCUCAAGUUCGUUGCGAAGGCAGCUUCACAAUAAAUAAUAAUAGUGACCUAUUAAAAGACACAAGACCAGUUUUAAGGUAUAACCAGCGUAGUUCUAUACCUCCUUCAUGUAACAGUGACAAGUUUGUUUAUUCUGCAAGUUCAGGUAAAAAUAUAAUAAACAAUUUUAGAAACCAGUCGUGUAAUAAUAUAAAUAAUUCAAAUUAUUCUUCUUGGAAAUUUCGAGGAGAAUCACAAUUACUGAAAACCCAACAUGAAGGAUGUAAGAGCAAAUCAUCUCACUGUAGUAGGAGGCCUGCAUCUAAACAGAUGAAUUGUCGUCAUUUAGAAAACACAGAAACCGUUGACAUGACCUCAGCACAUAUACAAGAAAAUAACUUUACAGACUACCAUGAAAUUGGUCUUGGAACACACAAAUUAGUUGGUGAAGAUAAACAGCAUAUUGACUCUGUUUUCGAUGUAGCAUUUCAUGUUCAGAAUGUUGAAAAAUCAUUUGAAAAAGCGGUCGAUGGCGGUGCACAGCCUGUUUGUGAACCCACAAUGAUUGAGGAUGAGCAAGGUGUUGUUGCUAUAGCCUCCGUUCGUUCUUGCGUUGGUGACGUUGUACACACGCUUUUAAAUACUAAAAACUACAAAGGCAUAUUCCUUCCUGGAUUUUCUGAGCAUGUUCAAUAUUCCCAUCAGGAGGAUGAUCAUGCAGUUAGAAGAAUAGGUCAAAAUGUGCAGGUACAUUUUGAUCAUGUGACUUAUGCUUGUCCAAUUGGUGGUACAGAGAAAAUACUUCAAUGGUAUGAGAACUGCUUUGGAAUGAAAAGGUUGAAGAUUAACAGUAACGAAGAUGAUGAAGAAGGGUUUGUAGUACGAGGCGACGAUGUCGGAAUGAGGUUGAAAGCGAUGGAAUAUUGGCGUUGUAAUGAGACUGGUUUUGUGGCAGCAGAUCAAGACCGUGACCUGCCAAUCAAUUUUGUUGUGGCAGAAGCGUUACCUGGACAUGGUAGGAAUCAAAUUGAGACAUUUCUCAGGGAACACAAUGGUCCUGGCAUUCAACAUAUUGGUCUCCAUACACCAGACUUAGUACACACUGCAGGAACUCUUCAACAGUCUGGAGUGGAGUUCAUCCAACCACCAGAAGCCUAUUACACACAGGUUGGUAAACUUGAUGAAAUUCUAGAAACAGGUCAAGAGGUUGAAACUCUACAAAAACAUGGAAUUCUAUUGGAUGCUGAAGCUGAUGCAAUACAACCAUAUAUGGAAGAAAUUUCCACAAACCAAAGAUACCUCAUGCAAGUUUUCACAAAGCCACUCUUCAAAGAAGAUACAUUUUUCUUGGAGUACAUUCAACGCUGUGGUGCUACUGGUUUUGGCGCUGGGAAUAUAACUGCCCUCUGGAGGUCUGUUCAACAGUACAUGGAUUCACCCUCUGCUGAUAAUCUCUAGUAGCAUCAAUUUUACUAACUGAAAUUUAAUGCAUAAAUUAUGAUAAAUCUUCUAUGCUGUAUUAAGCCCAACUCGGACAGCGUCGCACGACACAGCCUGACACAAUUCGUUGUCGAGUACAGUCUUAAGCCAGUGCGAGAAAUAUUAAACAUGUUUAAAUAUUCUAUGACGCGACAGCCCCCGAUGCCAACCAUCGCGGCUGCAUUUAAUUCGCACAGACUAGACAACAAAUCGCAUCGGGCUGCGUUGUACGAUGCCGAGUUGGCUUUUAUUUAUGUAGUUUGUGUUAUUAAUAGAUAUUGAAUAUAUUUUAUUUUGUUUUUUAUAUAUUUUUAGACUUCUUUUACAUGUAACAGCAAAUACAGUUCAACUUCAACUUUCAACUUUAAUUUAUUUAACUUGGUUCAAACAUACAAUUCAACAGUACUGUAUCAACUAGAAAUACAAGAUAGAGUUCUCCACAGAAUGAAAUGCAUGGUGGGAAUACAAACAAUGGGGUGCAGCAUACAGCUAGAUCUAAAAAACCUCUGCCUCUUUUGGCGGAGGUAGAAAUCGUUGCCAUUUUCCAUAAGAUACAAACAAUAGGCAUAAAUGAAUCAAAAGUAUAAAAUAAGACACAAAAUUGCAGAAUCAUAUAACCGGACUCUGACUAGUGAUAGUUUCCAUCAUUAGUGGAAAGAGAAGGGUGCCGUGUAUGUCUGGAUUUGCUUAGCAACAGAAGGGCACCCUGUACGUCUGGAUGUGAACUGGAUAAGCGUGUGUAAAUUUGCUAUAUUGAAAACUGAAGGGUGCUGCUUACAACUGGAAUUGCAUAGAAGAUGUGACGUAUAUCUGCCUCACUUUUGCUAUGCGAGUGCUCUAUCUUGUAUUUCUAGUAUCUUUGGCGAUACUCUAUAAAAUAAUGCACUAAUCACACUGUCAUUUUUUAUUUGACAAAUACCUGGGUUUUACGCAUGUAAGGGCAGGAUAAUGUCAUUUUGUCACCCCAUGAUCAUGUUACAUACAAGUAUAUAGUGUGGACAGAUCACAAGUUUAAUUACUAUAUAUAAUACAUAUAGAUUAAAAUGUAAAAUAUUGGAAGACAGUAAUUUUGUUAAAAACAAUGGCUGGAUCUCAGUAGAGAUGCAAACAUAUGUAAACAGCCAGAAAUAGAACAGAUCUUUUAAACAAGUCUUUCCUCAGUGGCAAUUGAGUGAGGGUAGAAAAAUCCAGAUACAGUAGGAAAUAGUUGGAAGUCAGGCUAGAAUGUUUUUUUUCUUCUAACUUAUUUUAUAUUUAAAAUGUUUAAAUUUGUAUGUUUAAUAUUAUUAUAGUAGGCCUCAUUAUAUUUUAUUGAUGCUGUAGAUUAAGUACAGGUGUAUGUUUGUUGUCAUUUUUAAAGAAGGCCCUGGAUAUCAGCUGGGUUACGGGUUCAGUUGGAAGGGUUACCCUCUUAAAAUAAAA
Molecule: messenger RNA, 3134 nt
Organism: Anneissia japonica
Lineage: Eukaryota; Metazoa; Echinodermata; Crinoidea; Comatulida; Comatulidae
Product: 4-hydroxyphenylpyruvate dioxygenase-like protein
Exons: 5
Coding region: 12-1691 (559 amino acids)
Biological process (GO): aromatic amino acid metabolic process
Molecular function (GO): 4-hydroxyphenylpyruvate dioxygenase activity
Source: RefSeq, a predicted model, not a curated record